Molecule: messenger RNA, 773 nt
Organism: Lactuca virosa
Lineage: Eukaryota; Viridiplantae; Streptophyta; Magnoliopsida; Asterales; Asteraceae
Source: the annotation of a GenBank genome assembly
CAUAUUUAUAGCUCUUUCAAAUUCCAGAUUCAAUGUUGUUGAUGGUUUUCUUUGUUCUUAGAUCUAUAAAGAUUUUACUUACCGCUAUUUAUUUCUUUUCCAUGUCUCUGUCACACAUCUAAACCUCUUUUUUUUUGUGCAGGGAACGAUCUCAGGAAGGAUGGUGUAAGAGUUUUUCUCAGUCACCCACUUUAGAUACAUCUAUUCAUUUUGAACUUUGAAUACACAUCUCAUUCUCUCCUUCAUCCUAACCCUAACCCUAGACACAAUGGUAGAGCCACCUACUGGACCAUUCACGCCCGAGCUCACACCCAUAACCCCACAUCUCAUAUCAAGCACCAAUACGACUACUCUCUAUACCGACUCCUCUGCCAUUCGUCUCUCUCUAAAGCGCUCCAACCCGCCGCCGCCCUCCGUCACCAACAUUUUACCAGUCACGACACCACCUUUAACAUCAAUGAUAAGUGCACCACGAUCAUUGUCUUCUUCAUCUCUCUAUUCAUAAGAAAAACCCUAACCAUGUAUGUGUGUUUACAACUCCGAAAUGAGAGGAAAUGAAAAGACGAACCCAAAUAAAAACUUGGUCGGCUAGAGGGGAAGAUUAUGGACAUUUAUCAGAUGGUCUUAGUUUGCUGGGAUUUUUUAAGGGAUCAACUCUUUCUGCUUUCUUGGUUGGUGGACCUUUGGGUUGUGGUUUUGUUGGUUGUUCAGAGAGAGUGUCAAAUUUUGUUGCAAGUGGCUGGUGGGACUCAUUUCAUGUGGCUACUAAUUGA